Molecule: messenger RNA, 1444 nt
Organism: Ziziphus jujuba (common jujube)
Lineage: Eukaryota; Viridiplantae; Streptophyta; Magnoliopsida; Rosales; Rhamnaceae
Exons: 1
Coding region: 344-1111 (255 amino acids)
Source: RefSeq, a predicted model, not a curated record
AGUUUGAACAUCUUUGUUUGGAAGACCCAACGGCUUAAAUAUUAUUAUAUUAAUGAAAUUAAACAGACGGAAAGGCUCACACAUCAAUUAAAAUAAAUUAAAAAUUGUAUACUAGAACGUGCAAACGAUAUAUAAUUACCCACAUGUAUAAUUACCCACAUUUAUACUGCAUGUGCAAAUAAUAGCCUGAAAUAGCGGUCAUAUGGAGAUUCCAACCUCGAUAUAUACUCCCAUCUUAUAUCCUAUUAUAUUCCACGCUUAUCAAAGCCUAGCCAUCUAACCCUUUCCUCAAUUCUUCACAAACACUCAUAUUUUUUCGUUGACCAAAAAAGAAAAAUAAAAAAUGGCUGCUGAAGAAGUUUUGAAUCUUUUUGAUUCAUACUGGUUUGAGCAUGCAAUUUUCAGCUCCAUAUCCUCAUCACAAUCCCAAGAGAUCAUCAAAGCCAACCUUUCUCGCCAAAUCCCGGAAGAAAUCCAAGAACCGGAAUUUUCUCGCUUGCCAAUCAUGCAUGUAAGAUCUCUAAGUGAGCAGCUUUUGGACACCAAAACAAGCUUUUUGUCCGAUUAUUUAUCUCCAAAAUCAGUCCUCAUCAACACUUCAAAGCUGCAAACCAUCCUCUCUGGGAAAGAAGUCGCAGAGUUUUCCGAAGAAAAUACUGUGAAAAAAGAAGAGGUAGAAGAAAUUUCCAUGAAAAAAACAACCUGUGGUCGAAGAAUUACAAGAAAGAAAAAGGGAAGCAGUAAGAGCUUGUCAGACCUGGAAUUCGAUGAGCUUAAAGGGUUUAUGGAUCUCGGUUUCGUUUUCACUGAGGAAGACAACAAGGAUUCGGAAUUGGUUUCGAUAAUUCCUGGUCUGCAAAGGCUUGGGAAGAAAGAGGAAGAAAAUAAUAAAGAAAAGGGCAAGAAGGAGAAGAAUAUUAAUGAUGCUGACUGUAGUCAUGUGGUUUUAAGGCCUUAUCUUUCUGAGGCUUGGGAUGUUUUGGAUUAUCAAAGAAAAAAAGAGAAGCCAUUGAUGAUGAUGAAUUGGAGGAAAACAGCUUUGGGUAAUGAAAUUGAUAUGAAGGAUCAUCUUAGGCUUUGGGCUCAUUCUGUUGCAUCAAGUGUAAGAUAACAAAAAAUAAAGAGUGCGUUACUCCUUUUUUUAUUUUUUCACUUUGCUUUAAUUUUAUGUUUUUGCUAAAUUUGUGAACUUUGUUUAGGAGAAAAUUUUUGUACAUGUAAAUAAAGAAACCAAAUAUUUAUGUCUUAAUUUGAAUACAUUUUUUUUUUGUUUUUUUGGGAAAAAAAGAAAAGAAAAAGAAAAAGAAAAAGUAGUUGCUAAAUUCCUCUAGAAAUAAUGUUUGUAGAUAAUACAAGUUGGAUUUUGAUGGUUGAUUCAUUUGCUUAUAUCUUUGUUUAAAAUAUCAAAAUAAAGAAAAAUAAUGAAAAUGUCCAAAUUCAAAGA